UAUCGAUAUCGAUAAUCAACAGCUGACUGAAUGCCGUUAUAAGGAAUGCACCACGAAUUAUGGGAAGCCUGAGACAAUGCUAUGGGCCGACAUAUAAUUGCAUUAUAUGCUUUCGAAAUAACGCCAAAACCUUGGAAGCCCUCGUUCCUUUCGCCAAUAAGGAUGGAGCUGUCUUACCCGGGAAAGUCACAUGCAAAGGAUGCCAAAUGCAGCGAUAUUGCAGCGUGGCACACUUAGUGGAUGAUCGCAAGGAACACGAACCACUUUGUCGGGUGCUAGCCGAUCUCAUGAAGUUCAAGGGGAUUACCACUCCGCUUCUGAUUCGAGGAAGGAUUGAAGGCUUCAAUCAGUUGAUGCUGGUCGUCGCACAGCUCAAGUUCAUUCUUCAGGUCAAGUUACAGCGCCCGCUUUUGUGGCGGGAACACAUUCUGAUCGAUCAGCCAGCCGUUUGCAGAGUUUGCUUUAAGCUAGAACCGUCCGAAGUCUGUCUUGGAUGUGGCGCAGUGGCCUACUGUUCCCCGGAUCAUCGCAUUGAUGAUAUGAUUAGUCACGGUGAAGCCGAGUGCCGAACGCUUGCAAUGAUGUUCAGCCCAUUCCGCCUAUUGGACAGUAGACUUGGUAUCAAGGAAUUCAAGCCCGUAGCUGAUUUUUUGAAAAGUCAUCUGAUAGACGCCUUCUAUCAGGCCACCUCCAUAAAAAUUGGCAAUAAUCCAUGGACCAGCUUUAACCAGUAUGAUCUCUUUAGCACAUGUUCCAGCUUUAGUGGAAUUGCAAGCUUGUGUUUUGCCCUAAAACACGCCUCCUUCGAGAAAGACUGUGACCAGAAACCUGUCAUCAUUUAUGUGAUGGGCGCCACUGAUGACCAUUUGAGAUAUUUCCAGGAGAUGCAUUUAAGAUUUCUACUAACAAUGUACCAAAGUAUUAUGAUGCUAGAGUUAUAUUUUAUUGGACCAGGACUAAGUGCGAAAAGUCCUGAAACUUAUCGUGACAGAAAGUCCAAAAGAAGCGUCGUGAAGAGGUUUUAUGCCACAGACUUUUCCGGAUUCUUGACGACGACCAAGAGUACGGUUCCGAAUUUAAUUCUUCUCUUUGAACCAGACUUUCUUGAUACAAACCAUAUGACUGAGGAACUCAUUAAGCAAUUACCCGUGGAGAGUAACUACUCGGACUCCUUCGACUGGCAGGAAAGCCUAACUGACAUUCUUCACAACUACGGCGUUCCCAUUUGUUACACUUCCCUAUCACAGGCCAAGGCAUUAUCCGAUUUUACGGCUGUGAAGGUAUUGGCUAAAGGCCAGAGUAUCGCCAUUAAACGAACGUACAACGUUAUGGAAAAUCCAUAUCGCGAAAUAUUACCUCUAUACAAUCCCUUUACGGAGGAUAACGAAAUGAUAGUUUAUAAUAACAACUACCUCGAGAUUGUUUUCACUACUUUGGUUGAUUAA
Molecule: messenger RNA, 1445 nt
Organism: Drosophila bipectinata
Lineage: Eukaryota; Metazoa; Arthropoda; Insecta; Diptera; Drosophilidae
Source: RefSeq, a predicted model, not a curated record